GCAGCAGCAGCAGUCUGCUAAGCGUCAGAAGCAGGUGAAGUGUCCGAGUGUCCAGGUGUGUUUUACCUGAGUUUUACCCGCUACUCAACAUGUAUUACAAACUGAACGGAGUGACGCAACGGCUCACCGGAGCUCCGGCCAACGCCUACAACCCACAGGGUCUGCGUCCAAGUGUCCCACCUGUUAGUCCCCCCGCCAUCUUCGCGUCUCCGACCAAACUGGCAUCAGAAGCAGGAGGUCAGGUGGAGUACAUGGGACCCAACAGAGUCCAGGAAAUGCAGAAAUUAUUCCAGAAAGCAGAUGGGGUCCCGGUCCACCUGAAGAGGGGUCUGAUAGACAAGCUGCUGUACCGGACCACCAUGGGUCUGACUGUGGGGGGGGCGGUAUACUGCCUCGUGGCUCUGUACCUCGCCGCCCAGCCCGGCAACAAGUGAUGUUACAGAGCUGCCGCGUUCUGAUUGGACCAGAAUUUUCCAGUGUAUGUUAAGUGUGAAUGGGCGACGAGGCGUUCAGGGAUGAGUGGAGGUCUCUGAUGAGGCAUUCAGGGACAGUCUGUCUGCAGAUAAAAACACUCUGUACAGAAAUAUGAUUUAGUGUGGUGAAUUAAUAAUAAAGUAUAUUUUGUUGUAAAAGAA
Molecule: messenger RNA, 635 nt
Organism: Seriola dumerili (greater amberjack)
Lineage: Eukaryota; Metazoa; Chordata; Actinopteri; Carangiformes; Carangidae
Product: cytochrome c oxidase subunit 7A-related protein, mitochondrial-like
Exons: 3
Coding region: 90-434 (114 amino acids)
Biological process (GO): regulation of oxidative phosphorylation; mitochondrial electron transport, cytochrome c to oxygen; mitochondrial respirasome assembly
Source: RefSeq, a predicted model, not a curated record